Molecule: messenger RNA, 1253 nt
Organism: Rhincodon typus (whale shark)
Lineage: Eukaryota; Metazoa; Chordata; Chondrichthyes; Orectolobiformes; Rhincodontidae
Product: nuclear localization sequence-binding protein-like
Exons: 3
Coding region: 1-414 (137 amino acids)
Source: RefSeq, a predicted model, not a curated record
AUGAUGGAGCAUACCAGCACCAAAAACAAAAACAUUGCCAGUGACACCAAAGAGAGUAUUGGGGAUGCCAAAGUAAACGACGAUGCCAAAGAGAAUGGCAAAGGAAAUGCCAGUGAUGGCAAACUGACCAAUGACACCAAAGAUAAUCCCGGUGAUGCCAUGGAGAGUACUGACGGAACUCCCAGUGAUGCCAAGGAGAACAAUGAUUCUCAUGGGAAUGCUUGUGAAGCCAAAGAAAAGAGCAGCAAAAGAUAUAAAAAGGGAGGAGAUGGCCAGCUUCCCAGCUCCAGCUCCAGUAGCAGCUCUUCAGAUAGUGAAGAUGAAGGAAAGCUUGGAAGUGGAGAGAAAAAGAAAAAAGUGAAGCAAGUUAAGGCGACCGAGGGAGACAGCAACAAAGGGCAGUGCAAACAUUAACAGGAACGAAGAACCUGGAUGAAAUGUUUAAAGAAGACUUUACUAUUCUCUCUUGGCAUCUUUAUAUUUUAGAUUAAUCUUUGUCUGUUUGGUUUGAUGUCCUCUACUUCUGUUCAUUGUACUUGACCAGCCUGAGGAGAACUAUGCAGAAUGUAAACUGAUCAUUAAGCGACUUCUCAAUGAGUAACUUUCAUAUCUGUUCAUUCUAGAAGUAUGAAAAGAUGAAUUAGGGGCUCAGAAUAGGCCAUUCAGCCCUUCGAGUUCAUUGUGCUGUUUGAUAAGAUCAUGGGUGAUAGUGGCCUCAAAUCCAUUUCUCUGCCUAUCCCUGAUACCAAUUCACUCCCUCCAUUAGUCAAGAACUUCUACCUCUGGGUUCAAAACAAUAAAUGACACUGUCUCCACCACUCUCUGGGGAAGAGAUUUCCACAUUCUCUCUAUCCACGGAAAGAAAGGUUCUCCUCAAUUGUCCUUUAAAAGGAAGACCUUUUAUUGUUUAAACUGUGUCUCCUUUUUAUAGCCUUUCUGACAAGGGAAGUAUUUUCACUCUAUUCUGUAAUUUAAUUUAUUGGCCUGCAGCUGCCUGGGCCCUAAACACAGGAAUUCUCUCCCCACACCUCUCUCUUUUUCUCCCUUAAAACGCUUCCUAAAACCUACCUCCUUGAACAGGUUUUUAGUCACCUGUCCUAAUGUCCUUAUGUGCAGAAUUGGUUUGUCUGAGAGCACCCCUGUGAAGAAAAAUGACAGUUUUGUCAUUGUAUCCAAAGAUACAUUUAUGUUGUAAGUUGCCAAUGUAAAUCUUGAGACAGAAUGCUGUUGUAUUAAAGAUGCAUUGAAUCAGA